Molecule: messenger RNA, 5164 nt
Organism: Salarias fasciatus (jewelled blenny)
Lineage: Eukaryota; Metazoa; Chordata; Actinopteri; Blenniiformes; Blenniidae
Gene: baz1a
Product: bromodomain adjacent to zinc finger domain, 1A
Exons: 30
Coding region: 133-4467 (1444 amino acids)
Biological process (GO): chromatin remodeling; regulation of DNA-templated transcription; regulation of heterochromatin formation
Cellular component (GO): CHRAC; nuclear chromosome
Molecular function (GO): protein binding; DNA binding
Source: RefSeq, a predicted model, not a curated record
CUGAAGUGGCGGAAAACUUGGUCAACAAGCCGCCGUUGAGCCGCUCUCAACCGGGACUUCUUCCUCACUUCGAUCGGAGGAUUAUCGAUUCAUCGUCUCAUAACUCGGUCGGCCGGUGGACGGAGCUCCGAGAUGCCGCUUCUCCACAGACGAGCCUUCAUCCGACAGAAGCCUCCGGCGGACCUGCGGCCGGACGAGGAAGUUUUCCUCUGUAAAAUCACCCACGAGAUCUUCCGGACCUACGAUGAGUUCUUUGAGAGGACCAUCCUUUGUAACAGCCUGGUGUGGAGCUGUGCUCUGACGGGCCGUGCAGGCCUCACCUACCUGGAGGCGGUGGAGAGUGAGCGACGUGCGAAACAGAGCCUGCGCAAUUUCCCGCCGCCGCUGCUGCUCCCUCUGCUGCACCUCGCCGCUCUGAGCCGCCGCGGCCGCCUGUCGGAACUCUGUGAGGAUAUCUACGGAUUUGUCAAAGACCGCUUCUUUCCCGGCGAGACAGUGGAUGUUUGCGGACGUGGCGGAGCCAGAAUGGUGUGUGAGGUCCUGCAGGUUCACUCUCCUCACUCCAGUGCUAAUGGAGCUCCAUCUGCCAACGGGCACGUGAAGCCAAGUGAUAGUGAAACUAUUGUGAUCAGUGACAGCGAUGACGAGAACGACUUCCAGAGUCCUGCUCAGGUCAACGGGAGGAAGAAGCCUCUGAAUCCGUCCGUCUUUAAAUACACGGUGAGAAUGAUGGACAAGCACAGUGAGCCCUUCACUGUCAGAGCCAAUCAGAUCAGUCGCAGGAAAAGCACUCUGUCCAGAGAGCGGCUGAAGCUGCUCUUGAAGCAGCACUGCGAGCACAACGGUGGCGCCAUCAGGCUGAAGCCGUCCACCGUGAUGAAGCACCGCCUCGUCGAACAAAGCUUCUCCCAGUUCUUCCCCGACGAGCCGCCCCUCUUCCCCUUCAGCCCACUGUCUAAAGGAGGGGGGCGGGGCUCGCCUGCUCAGGCCAGUUCGUCCCUGCUGAAGGCAGCCGAGGAGAAGCUGAAGCUGCUGCAGCAGCGGGAGGAGAUGGCAGCCUCCGCUCACGACCGCGCUCGCUUGAAGAGGGAGAAGGAGGAGCUGCAGGAGGCCAAGAGGAGGGAGCGCGAGGACCGGGAGAAGCUGAAGGAGGAGCACAGGAAGAGGUUCGAAGAGGAGAGGCUGCGGCGGAGGGAGGAGAAGGAGCGUCAGAAGCUGGAGAAAGAGAAAGAGCGGGAGAAACUGAAGGAGGAAAAGAAAAAAUACGCUGAGAGACUGAAGCUGUGGAACAAACCCAGAGAGGACAUGGAGUGUGAGGACCUGAAGGACCUGCCCUCCCCUGUUCCUGUGAGAACCCGUCUUCCAGCCGAGCUGUUCGGAGACGCCCUCAUGGUGCUGGAGUUCCUGCGAGGCUUCGGCGAGGCUUUCGACCUUAAGGACGAGUUCCCCGAUGGCAUUUCUCUUGAGGUUCUGGAGGAGGCCCUGGUGGGCUCUGAUCCCGAGGGUCCGCUGUGCGAGCUGCUCUUCUUCUUCCUGUCGGCCAUCUUUCAGGCUCUGGAUGAGGAGCAGGAGGAGGUGUCUGUGGACCAGGCUGAAGACCUGUCGGAGGCUCUUGAUGAGGAUGACGCCCCCCGCUGGGCUCUGAGCGCCGUGUCGUCUCUGGCGGCCGCCUGGCCUCAGCUCCAUCAGGGCCGCGGGCUGAAGCAGCUGGACCUGGACAGCUGCACGCUGUCCGAGAUCCUGCGCCUGCACAUCAUGGCGUCGGGCGCCGACUGUAACCACGGCAACGCCAAGCUGCGCUACCAGAAGCAGGGCGGCUUCACGGUGAUGGACGAUCCAUGUGUCGAGCUGCGCCUGGCCGAACCGGCGCUGCUGAAGAGGCUGUCGUGCACUGCGGUGUACGACCUGACGCCAGCCGAGAAGCUGAGGAUCCUGCAGGCUCUGGUGGGGAAGCUCCUGACGCUGUCGUCCAGCAGAGAUCUGAUCGAAGACUGUGUGGAAGAGCAGCGAGGAGCCCGACAGGAGCUGAGGGAGAUCAGAGCGGAGCAGCACCGCAGGGAGAGAGAGGAGGCUGCACGCAGGGUUCGUCUUCGUAAGGAGGAGAAGCUCCGUGAGCAGAUGCGGAGGAUGAAGGAGCAGGAGGACAAACUGAAGGACCAGGAGAUGCUCCAAACUGACAGGGAGACAGCAGCUCUUCGUGGCACUGAGGAAGAGGAGCAGCAGGACUCUCCGCCCAGCAGCAGCUCAGUCAAAGCAAAACUCCCGAAGGAUCAAAAUGAGCAGGCAGAGGAUAAAUCAAUCUGCAGCUUGAAUGAGGAGGAGAAGGUUCGGGAGCUGCAGGAGAGGAUCCAGAAGGCAGCAGCCUGCACCUGCCUGCUGCCGCUGGGCAGAGACCGCCUGUACCGCCGCUACUGGCUCCUCCCCUCGGCCUCCGCACUCUUUGUAGAGGAAGACUGCUUCGGCCUCACGGAGGACAUGCUGCAGCCACACCCGAAACCCGCUACGGACGCCUCUGGCGCCAACAUGGAGGACGAGAAGGAGGAGCCCGCCAUGGGAAGCGCUGGUCCCAGCCCCGCCCCCUCCCACACCUGCAGCCCACCCGUCAAUCGUCCCAACCAGUGGUCGUUCUACAGCUCGGUGGAGGAGGUGGAUCAGCUGAUCGAGGCACUGAACCCCCGAGGUCACCGAGAGAGUGCCCUAAAGGAGGCGCUGCUGCAGGAGAGGGAGCGAUUGCAGCAGCUGCUGCAGCACUGCGACCGCAGCAAGUACACACGUACAGAUGACCCAGAGUCAUCUCGAUCCAUCCCAGAAUGCACUGCUGCCGCCGAGUCUCUGAUGGAGGUGAGACUGAGGGACCUGUUACUGGACAUUGAGGACCGCAUCCACCAGGGAACUCUGGGAACCCUGAAGGCAAUGGACCGGCAGCUGUGGCGCUCGGCGCUGGAAGCUGGAAACUACGAGGUGCUGGGUUCAGACAGCCGAGAGAGCACAGCAGUGAACGGACGGCUGGAGCCUAUGGAGGUGGAUCAGGCUCACCUGAGGCUCAGAGACAGGCUGCAAGAGCUCAGGUGUGACAGCUCGGUGACCAGCGGCAGCGGGACUCCUCAGGUUGUCAGCAGCUCAGUGCGAAUCCUGGCUCAGGCACUUGGUCACAUCGAGCAAGGCAUCGAGAGACGCUUCCUCAAAGCUCCGCUGGGUGACGACGACCCCAAGAAGGAACAGAAGAUGAAGAAGAGCAAGAAGAAAGAUGACGACCAGGCCAGCGAUGAUGGCAGUGACAGUGGCCGUGUCUUUAAGACGGUGUUGGAGCGAUGGAGGGAGUCUCUGCUUUCGUGUUCCAGCCUCUCUCAGGUGUUCGUGCACCUGUCCACUCUGGAGCGCAGCAUCGUCUGGGCUCGCUCCGUCCUCAACGCCCGCUGUCGCGUCUGCAGACGCAAAGGCGACGCUGACAACAUGCUGCUUUGCGACAGCUGUGACCGUGGACACCACACCCACUGCCUGAGGCCCCGCCUCAAGUCGGUUCCAGGAGGCAAGUGGUUCUGUCCAGACUGUCGACCCAAACAAAGAUCCAAACGCCUGCCGUCCCGUCAGCGCUCCUCUGUUGAUGAGGACGAGGCAGAGGAUGAUGAAGAGGAGGAGGAGGAGUCAGAAGAGGAGGAAGAGGAAGAGGAGGAGUCAGAAGAAGAGUCUGAGGAGGAACAAGAAGAGGUUGUUGUGAGCACCAAGAAGAGCCCAGCUCCGCCCCCUAAAGGCAAAAACCAGCAGAAUGCCACGCCCAAAGGCCAACAGACCACGCCCAAGAACAGCACGGCAUCUUCAGGGAGAAACUCUUCAGGAUCAAAAUCUUCAGGGAAAAAGGCCACGCCCCCUUCUUCAAAGGCAAACGUGACGUCGGGCAUCAAAGCUCCGCCUCGCUCCGGGGGUCGCAGCAGCACCCGUCUGAGCAACGAGAUCCUGGCCCCGCCCAGCAAGGACAAAACCUCCCCGGGUCAGAGCGAGCCUCGCAAGAGACCCAGAACAGAUGCUGCUCCUCCUAAGCCCAGCAGGCCUGUCCUGAGUCCCUCCCCGUCCUCCUCCUCCAGCCGGCGCUCAUCUGGGAGGAAUCAGGGAGUCCACGAACUGUCAGCAUGUGAGCAGCUGACGGUGGAGCUGGUGAGACAUGAGGACAGCUGGCCCUUCAUGAAGCUGGUUUCCAGGACUCAGGUACCCGACUAUUAUGACAUCAUCAAGAAGCCCAUCGCUCUGAGCACCAUCAGGGAGAAAGUCAACAACUGUGAUUAUCAGACAGCAGCCGAGUUUGUGUCUGACGUGGAGCUGAUGUUCUCAAACUGUCUUCAGUACAAUCCCCGUCACACCAACGAGGCGCGUGCCGGCCAGCGCCUGCAGCACUUCUUCCAAUCCCAGCUUGGCAGGCUUGGCCUAUCAGAGCGCGACUCUGCCCCGCCCGCAAAACGCUCACGGCCCUGAUUAAAAUGCAGACGUCCCCCCCCCCCGCCCUGUUGUCUGAUUGGAGCUGAUGAGAGCCAGGGCCCGUGGAGCUGCUGGACUUAGACGAGGUCAAAGAUCAUGUAGCAGAAGCUCAUAGAGUCCUGAAACGUAGGAGAUGCUUCCUGUCCAAGAGCGCUGCCCCUUUUCGUGUUGGACUUGUGAGGACGCAAACACAUUCCAGUAGAAACCAGCAGGAUCAAGCUGAAAACCACAGCACACUUCGCUCAGGGAAAUCAGAGCAGCUGCAAGCAUAGCCCGAGAGGGCCAAAACUCCACUUUGUCGAGGAAAUGCGAUGUUUCCAUUUACAUUACAUCCACAAAUCCACGAGUCAUUUUGUUUGAAACAGGAACGAGAAGUGAUUUAAUGACCUACAGAGCUGUUCAAAAAUUGCUGGCAGAUGUUUGUUUUCAGUGGAAAGUUCAGAAGUUAAGUCUUUCUCACUUUCAGACAUCAAAUUUCAAUUUCAUUCACACUAGAAAGUACUUUUGUUUGUGGUUAAUAAGUUUUGGGACUCUCAGGCUUCUGUCACUCAUCAAACUGUGAACCAUAUAGGGCAGCUCCUUCCCCUUCAUGUGACCACGCCUCCUUAUACUCAGGCCCCUCCCAUUAGACACAGGCCCCACCCCCUGAUGAAAGGCUUCUUUGAUGAGGGUUGUCUGAAUGAAUAUAUCCAAA